Molecule: messenger RNA, 1987 nt
Organism: Pteropus alecto (black flying fox)
Lineage: Eukaryota; Metazoa; Chordata; Mammalia; Chiroptera; Pteropodidae
Gene: SDHAF3
Product: succinate dehydrogenase complex assembly factor 3
Exons: 2
Coding region: 88-465 (125 amino acids)
Biological process (GO): succinate metabolic process; mitochondrial respiratory chain complex II assembly
Cellular component (GO): mitochondrial intermembrane space; mitochondrion
Source: RefSeq, a predicted model, not a curated record
UCCGGUUCACUAAUACUCGGCUUCCAGGGGGAGCGGGCGCGCGCCGUCCCAUUGCGCAGGCGCGGUGUGCGGUCCACGGGCGGCGCUAUGCCUGCCGGGCACGUCUCGCGUGUCCGGGCCUUGUAUCGGCGCAUCUUGCUGCUGCAUCGGCUUCUGCCCCCGGACCUCAAAGCCCUUGGUGACCAGUACGUGAAGGACGAAUUUAGGAGACAUAAGACGGUUCGUUCUGACGAGGCCCAGCGUUUCUUGCAGGAAUGGGAGGUUUAUGCAGCAGUGCUCUGGCAACAAGCUAAUGAAAAUAGACAAAACUCGACUGAAAAAGCAUGUUUUGGAACUGCCCUACCAGCAGAAAGACUUGAUGACUUCCGUGAUGAACAAAUUGGACAGCUGCAGGAGCUGAUGCAAGAAGCCACAAAACCUAAUCGGCAAUUUAGUAUCACUGAGUCUAGAAAACCAAAAUUUUAGUCUGUACGAUAGAGCUUAACAAAGCAUUUAAAGUCCAGAGCCCCUUGUUUUAAUGCCUGGUAUUAAUGAAAUAUAUAUCAGGAUCACUAGUAGAUGGAACUUUACAUUACCGAAGUAAUAGUACUUAAUGGAAGGGAUUUGAUUUUUGGAUUAAACAAGGAAGAAUGGCUCUAAAAUAGACAAACUUGUGGAAUUUUGCCAGAACCUUUUUUAAUAUAUAAAUGUUUUUAAUGCUGUACUUGUUCAAGCAUUAGCCUCACAGUUUUAGCUUCAUCAGAUAAAUAUAUCAUGUGAUAGAUGUGAAAUUUCAACAAGGUUAUUUAAAUACAUUGUUAUACUGAAAGUUUCAUUUCUACAGCGUUAAUAACAAAUGGCCCCUUAUAUGGUCUGUAGUUAAAUAAUUUGUGGUUAUCUUGAGAGUCUCUUUUAUUGCUUAAUGGUUAGGGAGAUAAAAACACUCAAAUUUUUUUUAUACUUAAGUUGAUUUCUAAAGUGGAUAAAUUAAAUGGUAAUCCCAUUCGCAUCCCAAAAUGUUUAUGAAUUUAAAAAUAUAUUACUAAAACAACUUGUAUUUUUAUUUGUGGAUAUUUACUCUGAGAUCUCUGAAGUGAUCAUUUUUCAGGAAUACGUUGCAUUUAUAUCAGAUUUUUUUCUCCCAGUUUUAUUGAGAAAUAAUUGACACAUAUUACUGUAGAAGUUUAAGGUGUACAGCAUGAUAGGUCAGCUCUUUAAAAAUUGAUUUGUAUUUGCUCCUGUGAGGCUUAAUAGUAUUAACUAUUCUUAACCGCUUUUCUACCACUCUUGCUUGUUUUGUAUACUGCCCAACUCUCCUUUAGGCUAUAACUUUUUUCUGGUUUUUCAGAGUUCUUACUUUGCACAUCAAAUAUUAGCUAUACUCUUAAAUCUAUAACACCAACCUAAAUCUUAUUUCAGAACUUCAGAAUUCUGAAAUUCUAUUUGGCAUUUCUGACGCACUUAAAAUAAAACUUACUCUUCCUCUUCAAUGAGUGAACAAUAUUAACAUAUACCCCGUUCACCAGUUAAGAAUUCUAUAAUUCAGCGUAAAUGUCAUUUCUUAAGAGAUGUCUUUCUCAGUAUUCAGCAAUUCUGACAAUUCCACGUGGUUGAUUGCAAAAAUGUCGUUCUCUACUGUUUGUGGUACCCCUGCCCUUUGCAAUGUGACUUUGCAGGUCCUCCCAUCAAGAAUUCCAUCUAUUUUCCAAUUCUUCAAACCUGGACUGGCCUUGAUUCUUUCAAAAGAAUGUGGGUAGUAACAUGUAAACUUGGAGUCUAAGCCUCAGAACCUUGUACACUUUCCCCUGUGCUAUUGGAAACCAAGCCAGCUGCAUAUGAAAAAGCUCAGACCGGCCAACCAAAGGAUGAGAGAUCAUAUGGAGCAGAAGUAAACUAGCCUAGCUGAAGCCAUCUAGACCAGCCAGCUCUCAGCCAACUGCAGAUAAACGAAUGACCCCAGCCUAAACUGCCAAUCAUAAACUAAAUAAACGGCAGUUCUCUUAAUUAA